Molecule: messenger RNA, 2434 nt
Organism: Portunus trituberculatus (swimming crab)
Lineage: Eukaryota; Metazoa; Arthropoda; Malacostraca; Decapoda; Portunidae
Exons: 3
Coding region: 401-1198 (265 amino acids)
Biological process (GO): regulation of DNA-templated transcription
Molecular function (GO): sequence-specific DNA binding
Source: RefSeq, a predicted model, not a curated record
AAAGCACCGUGUCACUGUUGCCAUAUGGAGCAUGUGGUGAUGUCGAACGCUGCUGCUCCACCUAUUUCGUAAGACGGGCUGGCUUUCUUGGUGAUGACAUCUCUGAUCACCCCAUCGUGCCCUGCCGUCAGUGUCCUGUCACCCUUAAUAUAAAAUAACUUACCUAGUCAGAAAUUUAUCUCGCAUCAGUUGUAUGUAUAGUGACAAUCCACCAGGAAUACACCAAUCCACCGUCUACUUAUCAGCUGCUACAACCAUAACUAUUUUGAUAAUGUGUUUUGGUAGUGAUCGAUGAGUGUGUCAGACAAGUGACUUCUUUACAUGUUAAUUGUUGGCAUAGUGACUCUGCCCACCAUCUCUUCAUUUCCGUGUACUCGACAGGUGAGGUAAGGUUGUCAGCAUGGCGUCGGCGCCUAAGAAGAGAGACUUUUUUAAUGGAUCACAAAGACUAAACUUAACGGAGACACAGGAAGAGAGUAUGGUUCCUGAGCAAAAUGUCACCAGUGGAGGAAGAAAUGGCUUCUCUUCCUCCCAGGAUUUCCUUGGGCACUCUUCAGGCGACUGUCCUUUCCCAUCUUUCUCCAAUAGACAAAGUUCUCCUGUGUACAAUUGUCAAGACAGCUGCCCAUCCCUCUCUUCACGAUAUAGUAUCCGAACGAAAAGGGACGAAUACGAAAACUCCAAAGGCACUUCAUACGAGUCUAAUUCAGUUCCAGAAUACUUAUCUUCGGCGGGCUCCGCUGAAGUUGCUUCCUUAGCCAAGCACGAUGGAAACUACGAAAGGAAGAAGAAAGUGGAAAAGAGAAAACAGAGGUGUCGAUUGUGCGCCAAUCACGGCAAGUACGAAGAGAUUAAAGGUCACAAGUGGUACUGCGAAUACAGGAAACCACAACACAAGUGUUCCCUGUGUGAAAUCACCCACAAGAAACGACUCUUCCUACCGAAAAAUGAGAUCAGACGCAAACAGCAUGACCAAGAGCAGCAGCUACAACAACAAUUAAACGUGCAGAACCGAUCGACAGAUGAACCAUGGCUGGAUGGUUAUGGUCGGGUCGGCUUACCACCCUCGCCAACUACCGAACACAUAGACUUCCCCCGGCUACAGGAACUAGUAGAAGAGACAGCAUCUAUCUUGGACGACGAGGAUUUGUUCCGCCAAAUCAAUGAGCGCAUCCCGUUGAAUGUCCUUCAACAUUGAUUACCUACUGUCCUCCCUAAUCUACCUACCUGGUCCAGCGGAAGAAUCGAUGCUUGUAAAGGGAUGCAGAUAUUUCCACGUGCCAAAUUCCGCACACAGUCUUCAUCUGCUUGCAGGAAACUGGUAACGCGAUAAAUUGCCUUGCGUUCAAACUAUGUAACGCUACAUAUGAUUGAAUAUGUUUUGACAAGGUUUGUAGAGUAAUCCUUGCAAUGUUUAGAUAAAGAAACAACAUAAUCAGAUAUAUAAAUGUUGACUGAAAAUGCUCAGUUAGUAAGAAUACAAUGAUAACGUCUACCUACGAAUAACCCUCGCUAAUCGGAUUUUUCCUCAUAGAGACAACCACUCUUAUAAUAAGUAAACAAUAGGUCUUUAAAGAGAUAAAACUAAAAAAAAAAAAAAAAUAUCAACCGGGAUGCUACCUUCAGGAAUUUAUGCUGAUUAGAUGAUCGUUCAUUCUAUGAGCUAAAGCCAAAUUGAAUUUCUUGAUGUCAGAUAUCCAAUUUGAAAAUAGAACAGCACCCCUUACCCAGCGAGCAACUGUGUGGGUUAAUGUUUGUGUCGGGGUGUGCAGGAUUACAAUUAUCUAUUGCAAUGGAGCGAGGCGCCAGUUAAGCGACCACCUGCAUUACAUAGAUUUGAUAUAAAUCUUAUUCACAACAAUUACUUAAACAAUAGUGGCAGCCACGUGCGCAUCCAUACUAACAAAGAUGAUUAUUAUAUGCCACACCGAGGGUCUUCUCUGAGACUGAAGUAUUAUUUUUACCAGUGAUUAAUUCUCAUAACUACUAAAUCUUAAAGUGUCCAAGACGCAUGUAAGAUGCCGUACAUUUAGCAGCUAACACCACUUACCGCUGGACUAGGGAAGGCAUACAGGCUGUGAAAAGUGGCACUAGGAUUAUACUCCAUUCGCCGAUAUCCAAUAUAACAACAAUAAUAAUAAUAAUAAUAAUAAUAAUAAUAAUAAUAAUAAUAAUGAUAAUAAUAAUAAUAAUAAUAAUAAUAAUGAUAAUAAUAAUAAUAAUAAUAAUAACAAUAAUAACAAUGAUGAUGAUACUACUACUAUGUUAGCAUGUCCUUUGUUUUUCCCAUACUCCUUUUCUGUCUGACGUCACGUCUUUCCCCUCAGUCCUCGCUCGCUGCCGCCCGAGGUUGACACGUACACCUCCUGCCUCUUGUUUGCUCGGUUUACACUUGUUGUGUAGUGUGCUACCGUAAAUACACUUUCAUAAUGGA